GCAUUGCUACGGAAUAAUUUUGCUACUCCGCUUUGGUCACACUGCUCGGCGACUAAAAAUUGAAUUGCAUGAGAAUUUAAAAAGUUUCGUUUAAUAAGUAGAGGCAUUAGUCAACCGAUUCUGGAAAUCACAACACGAGGUCAAGGGUCAAUGCACAGUCAACCACAAAGGUUGAGCCAAGAAGCGUAUAUCCCAACAGCUGUUCUGCCGCUGGGUGAGAUUACAUGUUUACGUUUACGUGUCACUUCGAAAACUGAGAUUUCAAUCCGGAUGCCAAACUGGCACACUCGGGGAGCAGUAUGCGCCGCAACAACUACCCGUACCAGCCCCUAAACCAGCACCCUUCAGGGCCCCAUCCUGCGAGCCACGACGCCUUGGAGGCGGAAAACGAGCAGGCGGCGGAGGAGUUGAAGCAGAAGAUCGGGGCCCUGAAGUCCCUCACCAUCGAUAUAGGCAAUGAGGUGCGCUACCAGGACAAGCUGCUGCGCGGCAUCGACGACGACAUGGACCGGACGAGUGGAUUUCUGGGCAACGCGAUGACGCGGGUGGUGCGACUGGCCAAACAGGGCGGUGGUGCUCGCCAAAUGUGCUACAUGUUCCUCUUCAUCCUCGUCGUGUUCUUAAUCCUCUGGAUAACCCUAAAGUUUAAGUAGUUGUUGGUAAUUUUAUAAAAUAUAUACCCACAUAUUUGUAUGGUUUAGUGUAGUCGAAGGUUGUAUUUGGUUCGGAAUGCGGUUCACUUUUGGCUUAAAACCAUAAAGUUAAAUAUAUUUCUUAAGUUCAAACCAAUAUUAGAAAGACAGAUACGUACGUUAAAGUUUUUUCAGCUCGUUCUUUAUAGUUCUCGAGUAAUAAGCAAAAGGAGAUUCCAGAUAUAAAUAAGGGAAGGUUCCAGUAUCAAGUGAUCAAAUUACUUGCAAAAAUUGCUGAUUUUAUUUAGCCCUAAUCGCAUAAAAUGUCAAUCCUUUUAUCAUUUAUAAACUUCUU
Messenger RNA from Drosophila melanogaster (fruit fly), 987 nucleotides. RefSeq names its product blocked early in transport 1 (gene Bet1). The transcript has 2 exons. NCBI's taxonomy places the organism in Eukaryota, Metazoa, Arthropoda, Insecta, Diptera, Drosophilidae. Gene Ontology annotation, cellular component: endoplasmic reticulum membrane; membrane; Golgi membrane. The record is from RefSeq and is marked reviewed. Gene Ontology annotation, biological process: vesicle-mediated transport. Bases 300 to 653 code for a protein of 117 amino acids.